Messenger RNA from Oncorhynchus keta (chum salmon), 1723 nucleotides. RefSeq names its product lysosomal amino acid transporter 1 homolog. Lineage: Eukaryota; Metazoa; Chordata; Actinopteri; Salmoniformes; Salmonidae. The coding region runs from base 237 to 1175 and encodes 312 amino acids. The transcript is spliced from 8 exons. The record is from RefSeq and is a predicted model, not a curated record.
UCUUCCAAUCAUAACUAGCUAGGUCACUCCGAACACAAUUGUUUUUACGUCUAUGCCUGUUUUCUUUAUCUUUGCAAGCCAGUCGGCAAACAGACGUUGAUGCCUGGACACACUACAAUAACUGUCCGAGAAUCAGGUAAGAUCAGUCCUUUGAAUGUUCGACCGGCGUUACCUUAUUUAGGCGUUUGAAUCAGCCACAACCUUGAGGAGGCAGCCGGCUAACAAGCAAGGAAACAAUGAGUCUGAAUUUGGGGUCGGCUGAUGGUGUCCUCACGCUGGUGUCCAUUGGAUGGAACACUGAUGGAAACUUCAGCGCUGUGUGCCCAAAUGGGUCAAUAUGGGUUUGGGAAGGGCUGCGGGAAUGUGCCCAGGACCCCAGGGACAUGGCCAGUGUAAUCCUGGGUCUGCUGUCAAUAAUGUGCUUCAUGGUCUCUUCUCUGCCGCAGUACUACAACUCUUGUAAGAGUGGGAAUAUGGACAGUGCCUUGUCCAUUUGGUUUCUGCUGCUGUGGCUGGGGGGUGACUCCUGCAAUCUUGUAGGCUCAUUCUUAGCUGACCAACUGCCGCUACAGACAUACACAGCAGUGUAUUAUGUCCUGGCUGAUUUAUUGAUGCUGGGAAUGUACUUUUACUACGUGGCUAAGAACAGGAUGAAUAACAGCAGGUUGGUCUUAAAUGUGGUGGGUGUGGUCUAUGUCCUGGGCUUCUCUGCCGGCCUCGUGGCCUUACCUGCGUCCCAACAGGAUGUGGUCCUCUCUGGGUUUAAAGGGCGGGCCUUGCUGUCAACCACUGUGGACAAUAUUAAGGCUUUCCGCACCAAGGAGAUCAUUGGGUAUAUCAUUGGCUCCAUAUCCUCAGUGCUCUACCUCUGCUCCAGACUUCCACAGAUGCACAUUAAUUAUACAAGAAAGUCGACGGAGGGUGUGUCCUACUUUCUGUUUGCCCUGGUCAUCCUGGGUAACACCAUGUACGGCCUGAGUGUGCUGCUGAAGAACCCUGAGCAGGGCCAGGGAGAGGGAAGCUACAUCAUCCACCACCUGCCCUGGCUCGUCGGCAGCCUGGGCACCCUCUCUCUAGACCUGCUGAUCUCCAUACAGUUCUUGAUAUACCGCAAUAAUGCCCCUCUAGAGUUGGAAUCGCAGCACGGUGAGAGAGCUGCUCUGCUGGACAAAUGAAACUACUCCCUGGGUGCUGGAUCUAGCAGUACAGACACUUAUCCCCACCAAAUGGACUCUCAAUUCACAUUCCUUAACAUUUUUGGCAAACACAGGAUAUCCCUUUCUUUUAGAUUUUAUAGUUGUGUUUGUUAUUUAUACGAACGAUCUGUGUUUUUUGUUAUUUUUAAUGUUUCGAGAGACUCCACAUUGUUCAUUGGGGUGCAGCUGUAGUUUACUGUUCUUAAUGGCUCUUAAUCUUUUAGUGACAGACCAUUCCACCGUUACUCAAUAAACACUUGUAGUUUGCUUCAAACCUGUUCUGACAAUCAUGAUGCUACUUGUCACUGCAUGGAACCCUCUACUGGUUGUAUUGGAAAAGUCUUGUUGUAUUUCAGAAGUGAUGAUUUAACUAGAAAUAUUUUUUUGCAGAUCACUUCACCUGUCUUCUGAGUACACAAAGACAUGGAAAUCUUAGUGUCUUAAUAUGUUCAUGUGGAUUUAUUGUAACUAAAGUGUUCAUGUCUGAAGUACUGUACUUUUUAAUUAUAUUUGAUCAUUUACAUCAA